Alternaria conjuncta is the source of this 804-nucleotide messenger RNA. RefSeq lists its product as uncharacterized. Lineage: Eukaryota; Fungi; Ascomycota; Dothideomycetes; Pleosporales; Pleosporaceae. The transcript has 2 exons. Bases 1 to 804 code for a protein of 267 amino acids. The record is from RefSeq and is a predicted model, not a curated record.
AUGCCCACCGUCCUCCAGACAGCUGGCGACAUGGUCGACAACCUCGGAAACAAGAUCCAUUACACCACGCGAAGGGUCGGUGACCAGAUCGAAACCACCACCAACCAAGUCCUGCCACCCAAGCAGCGCGAGCACAUGCUUGAGAGGGCCCGGGACUAUGCCCAUCAGAACCCCAAAGUAGCCGCCUUCCUGACCACCCAAACCGCAUUGACCGGUCUUCCGCUAGCCCUCUUCAUCGCCUUCGCAACAACAACCCUCCUCGUCUCCCUAUCAACCUGCCUCUUCCUCGGCCUCCUCGUCUCAAUCGCCAUCACCUUCUUCCUCGUCGGCUUCGCACUCCUCUUCGUCGUCCCCACCGUCAUCAUCGCCAGCUGCUCAGCGACCUUCAUCUUCAUCUGGGGCUUCGUGGGCUACAUCAUCCUACGCAGGUUCAAUGAGGGUGAGGAGCUUCAGCGUGGCACACCCGUUGGCGAUAAGUUGUACAAGUUAACAGGCGGUAGAUCGGGAUAUCUACAAAGCGAUCAGACAUCUUCGGAGAGCAGCAGUGACCGAAGGAGGCUGGGUGGUGGAGAUGCUGCGAACGGCUCUAAUGGCGGUGCUGGGCACGCACAUGGUGGUGUAUCGUCGCACAAGGGCGAUGGCGGGCCUGUGAAUGGCGUGAAUGGUACCCAGGGCGCUGUGGAGUGGGAGAGGAAGUGGGCGGAUGGCGUGCAGCCCAAGCCUGUGGUCCUGGAGACCGAAAAUGUCUUCGAGGUCCUCAAAGCGGUGAGUAAACACCUGGUCGUUGAGAUGGUACAUUGCUAA